CAAAACUCGGUCUUGUUUCUUGAAAUUUGAUAUUAAAAUUCGUAUUAAAGUAUGGCUAUACCAUCAGCAACGGAAUCGCUUUCGCUUGCACUGAAAAACCGCUUUCUGCCAAAUCUGGAGUAUUUGCUACAAGGCUCAAUAUUGGACACAGCCGUCGAGCACUUGAUGCACAGAUUGAAAGGCCUAUGUGAUAAUGUGGAUACAUCACCGGAGACGUUUCAUGAUCUCGAGGUGUGCAUGAGUCUGCGUCAGCCGAAUUCACCUCAGCCCGUGCUGCUCCUACGGGUAAGACGCGCACUGGGACGCGAUGCGCCGUUCCAAUUGCGAUAUUUAGGCCAGCCGGAGGUGGAUAUGCGACGACCGACGCUAGUGCGCAGCUGCAUGGACUGCGCGUGCACCAACGGCAUACUCGACUUUCUAUCCGAAAUGGGGUUCCGCCUCGAGUUCGAAUAUAUAGCAAAAGGUUACAUGUUUCGCAAGGGUCGCAUGAAGAUCACCGUCUCGAAGCUGAUCAAAAUUGUGCCCGGCAAGCAACAGGACAUGGCCAACGAGCCCAUCUCGCAGAGCUACAUUGUCGAACUGUCUGUGGUGGCGCCCACAGGUCAGGAGAAUGUGGGAGAGGAGAUGCGCGUGUUUGCAGAGCAGUUGAAACCCCUGGUUCAGCUGGACAAGAUUGACUACAAGCGUCUGGCCAAUAUACCGUGAAGCCACUGCUAACCAUAUCGUCUCAUUUCUACAUAACCAAAUGUGCUCCCAUUGAUGCAACACCGCAGGGUUCUCCUGAUAUACAUACAAACGCAUCUAUAUGAUAAUUUGAUCUAUAGAACAAUAAUAAGUAAAACACAUACAUAGUUUCCGUUUUC
Molecule: messenger RNA, 863 nt
Organism: Drosophila navojoa
Lineage: Eukaryota; Metazoa; Arthropoda; Insecta; Diptera; Drosophilidae
Gene: MED18
Product: mediator complex subunit 18
Biological process (GO): regulation of transcription by RNA polymerase II; termination of RNA polymerase II transcription
Cellular component (GO): mediator complex; core mediator complex
Molecular function (GO): transcription coregulator activity
Source: RefSeq, a predicted model, not a curated record